CAGAAAACUAAGAAGAUAGGCAAGAACUUCAUGCCCGCCUACUCAAAUAACCAAACAAGAAAGAGAUUUGCAAACAAAGGGUAUCUCAGAUCUUUGUGUAUCUCAAAGGCCCAGUAAAGGAGGGUGGAAAAGCAGCCGUCUUUCAUUUCAGGCCUUUUUCAAAGGGAACUGGCAGACCCAAUGUGAAUCCAGCCUGAGGAGUUUCUAGUUUCUGGUUAAAGAGAGUACGGCUGCCUUGCUCUUGUUUUGUGGCCUGUAGGUUCAGAUGGUUUUAAUGUGCAGAGGGUUGUGGUGCAGAGGGUUGGUGUACACAUUAAAUUCUCCAGAAUGAUGACUGUGUGAGGCAAAACCAUCCCGUCUGGGUUGUUCCCUUCUGAGCCCCAGGGACACUUGGCUCAAGGCUGCUGUGGUUUGGUCCCUUCUGCAGACUGGUGCCUACCUGGACGCUGAAUUUUUGCUCCCUAGUAGCGUUUUGAUGAUUUCAUCAUUGCAAUCAAACAUCUUUAUAAAGACCAAGUACCAUUUCGAUCCUAAGAAAUUAAUUGUGCAAGACUGGUAGCAGUUGUGCCUGAUAGAUUGGACAUGUAUUCAACCAAGUUGCCGUUUUAAGCAGGUGGAAACAGGAGUUUUGUUGUUUUCCAUGGGAACUGGAUUGCAGUAGAAUUUAAGGAGAAUUUUCUGGGAUUUUGCUCACAGUUUGGAUUUUGAACCCCAGUCCUGCAUUCCUACAGGAUAUCAGCAUGAAUGAUUGAUUACGCAAUCAGUUCACGGUAUGCUGUUCCUCCACCGACAUCACAGCCAAACUAUUCGAGCACAUACACCAUUAUUCAACAGCCUGCCACCACCACUUCUGUAGUAGUAGUUGGUGGCUGUCCUGCCUGCAGGGUUGGCGUGUUGGAGGACACCUUCACCUGUCUUGGUGUUUUGUGUGCCAUUGUAUUCUUUCCAAUUGGGAUUCUGUUCUGUCUUGCACUGAGGCAGAGAAGAUGCCCUAAUUGUGGGGCAGCUUUUGGCUGAGGGGAUGAACGUGGACGUGCUUAUGGAAGCUACAACUGUUAGCAUACUCUUUCUAAUGUAAAUGUCAUGUACAAUCAUUUUAUUUGCUUCAGACCUGUUUUGUAAAGUGUGAAGAAAUUUAGUCUCUUGCAUGUAAUUUAAACUUAAUCUUUUAUGAGCAUGUGCAUUGCAAAACAUGAAAACCCAACUUGUUUUCCAUGUUUAGUGGCACCUGUUGAAAACUAAAUAAAACUGCUUUUCCUUUUGCAAUCCUCAA
Messenger RNA from Athene cunicularia (burrowing owl), 1273 nucleotides. RefSeq names its product brain protein I3 (gene BRI3). Bases 745 to 1017 code for a protein of 90 amino acids. The transcript is spliced from 3 exons. NCBI's taxonomy places the organism in Eukaryota, Metazoa, Chordata, Aves, Strigiformes, Strigidae. The record is from RefSeq and is a predicted model, not a curated record.